AUGGAAGAAGAAAAAUUAUCAGACCGAUAUGUAAGUUUCCAAAAUAAUCCGAAACAAUUAAAUCCUUCCAAAAAGUUUUUUGAAUGGAUUUUUAAUUAUCCUCUUUUUAAUGAAUUUAGAAAUAGCAGUGUGUCUAAUCAUUUCAGUAGUUUAUGCAUAAAUGAAAGGGAAGCCAUAAUUGAAAAAUCGAAAGCUAUCUUGAAGAGGAAAAAUUACAAAAAAGAGAACAUCCAUUUUAAUAUUAAACGACAAGAUGCGUCUCCAAAGGUAUUAAUGAAAUAUGAAAUAAAUCAGAAUGAUUACAGUUUGAUAAAUAAAAAUAAGUUUUAUGUUAACAUUAUUAAAAAGAGCGAGAAAAUUUACAAGUGCUAUGAAAAUGUUAUAAAGGAAGAAAAGAGGAAAAAACGUGUUUUUGAAAAGAUUAAGCAAAAAUAUUUGUUCAGAAAAAAAAAACAAGAUCUAAUAAAUUAUGUACAUUCGCCACCGAACGAUAUAGAUACUAAUGUAAAUAAGAAAAGAGAUACAAUUUCGAAAGAAGAAUUCAAUCCUUUUUUUAAUUUUUUUGAAAAUGAUAAAAAUAAAAAUAUAUAUCACAGCAACAUUAACUUUACUAUGAAAACGCAUAUACAAUUCAACAAGUACUUUUAUAAAUUAAUCAUCAACAAGCUUAGUUAUUAUAAAAUAAAGAAGGAUCUAUAUGUUAAUAUUGUUAACAUUGUUAAUGAAAUAACAAAGUAUUAUCCUACCUAUGGUUAUGACAUAUUAAACAAUAUAAAAAUUAAGUACUUCCCCUAUAAGAAUAUAAAUCACAGCUUCUACAUAUACGGACUUGUUUUUAGCAACUGUUCAAUUUAUUUUGACGAUUUAGAAAUUAAGAACCCUAAAAUAUUACUAUUAAAUGCGGAACGUAAAAUAAAAUAUGAUGUUUUAGAAAGUUAUUUUAACCACAAUUAUAAUUAUACUUAUUUGUUUUGGAAGAAUCUAAGCAAUAAAAAUAUAAACAUCAUAUUAGUAUAUGGAGAAUUAGACUAUUAUAUUAAAAAGCUACUACUUAGUAAGAAAAUAUAUUUUUUUACUAGCAUAAAGAAAAAAAAUAUGAGUCGUUUAUCUAACUUAUUAUGCAAAAAUAUUUUGAGUUAUGAGAAUAUAAAAAAUUUUGACGUGAGUUAUAUUGCUCGAGCUAAUUAUUUUAAAAUUCAGAAAUAUAAGAAAAAUGUAAAAAAUAUUUUUCUAUGUUGUAAUAAUAAAUUUUUAACCAUAUGUAUUUUUGGAAAACAAGAUAUUAGAGAUGAUAAUAUAACAAGUGAGAUGUUAAAAAAAAGAAAAGGAAAUAAGAAUGAAUGUUAUGUGUAUAGUUAUGAUGAGAAUAAUAGUUAUGAUAAUACAUGUUUAAUAAAUGAAAGAAAUAGAUAUGAUUACUUAGAAAGUAUGCAUAAUAAUGUUGAUGUGUUAUUAAAAAAAGAAAUAGAAAAAGAAAAUAUAUUAGAUAAUUUUAUUAAUGUUUAUUAUAAAAAUAAAAAGGAUGAUUAUAUUAUAGAUUAUUAUUUUGUAAAUAAAGAAAAGAAAAUAAAUUUAUAUGAAAAAGAUACUAGUAUACAACAGAAUAAGAAAUGGGUACUUAUAAAUCAUUUAAAAAAUAUAGUUAUAAUUAAAAAGGUUAAAAAAAUAUUACAAUUUUGUAUAUUGUUAACAUUUCAUAUAUAUAAGCAAAUGUAUUUAAAUAAUUAUAUGAAUAGAUCAUUUAUAUCUUUACCCGAAAGAAAUAUAAAAAAAUAUACAAAUGUAUCUAAUGAUGUAUUUUAUCAGAAUUUAAAUUUAUUAAUAAUUUCUUCUUCUUUCUUUUUUUAUUAUAAUAAUGAAAUAGGAAAAAAAAAAAAAAAUAAUAACAAAAAUAAUAAUAAUAAUGAAAAUGAUAAUAACAAUAAUAAUAAUAAUAAUAACAAUAAUAAUAAUAAUAACAAUAAUAAUAAUUGUAAGAGAAAAAAGAAAAAAAUGACUCCUAUAAAUCUUAUGUCUAAUUUAUUUCAUUUAAUAAAUAUACCAAACCCUUUAAGACGUGAACGUAUGAAAGCUUUAUCUUCCAUUAUAAAAAGUAAUAAUAUUAUUAAACAACAAAUAUAUAAUAAUUAUGAACAUUGUUUUUUCAAUAAUUCAGAAAAAAAUAAAAUUAUUAAUAUUGUUAAUUAUUUUCUUUUUAAUAGUUUUAUGAAAAAUUGUGACAUCACAUAUGAAUAUUUAUAUUACUAUUUAAAAAUUAUUAACAGUAUAUAUUUGAAUUAUAAUAACAAAAAUAUAAUAUUAGAUGAGGAACUAUGGUUAAAUCAAGUUCAAAUAUUUAAUAUACAAUCCAAUCCAAAGAAUCCAAUAGGUAUAGAAAAAAAAAUGAAUGAAAAAAUAGAAGAUGUAAUAAAACAAAAUAUUUUAUAUUAUUGCUACAAUUUUGAAUCAGCUAAAAAUAUUGAAAUGAUAAUUUAUUUCAUCUGUCCAAAUUAUAUGUAUAUAAAUAAUAUUUACAAUAAUAUUAAUAUGUACAUGUUUGAUAAUCGACAUAAAAAUAGUAAAAGGUUGUUUUACAAUUUCUUUUUUAAUCACAAGUAUGUUUUUGAUAUUUCUCUUCAGCAGUUUGUUUAUAUUAUACACUCCCUGAGCUCGAAACUGCUGUGCCCUUUCGAUAUGUGUAAGAAUUAUUUAUGCUACCAUCAAAUGUGUAUCCAAAUAUUUCUAAGACGCGUGUUGAUAUUAUUUAAAAAGGAAAAAAAUGAGGAAUCAGAGGAGGGUCUAUUUUUAAAGAUAAUAUGUGAAAAAUGUAAUAGUGUUGAGGAAAGGGAUAUGAAUAUAAAUAUAUCAUUUAUCGAAUUUAUAUUAUGUAUAAUUUAUUCAGAGAAUUAUACAAAUCUUUAUUGUAAUCAUAACGGUGUAAAUAAUAGUUAUGUAAUACAUUUUAGGAAUAUAAAAAUAUCUUUUCAUAUGUAUGAAAAUAAUAUUUAUAAAAGUAUAGUAAGAAAAAGGAAAGGUGCAAUUGAUUUAUAUGAUAAAACUCAAUCUAUUAUGAAAUAUGAAAAAAAUAAAAAACAUAAAAAUAUAUAUAAAAAUAUAUAUAAAAAUAUGUAUAAAAACAAUUAUGAUUUAGUUGGAAAUAUAUACUGUUUAAAUAAAAGCAAAGGAACAAAUCAUAUAAUAAAUAAUGUAAAAAGAAAUAUUAAAUUAUAUAUUAAAAAAAAUAUAAAAAAUAUAAUAUAUAAUGAUAUAUUUUAUUAUUUCCCAUGUAAAUGCUUAACUAAUAUAUUAAAUAAUUAUUCUAAUAAAAAUGAAGUUGAAAAUGAGAAUCUUUAUAGUAAUUUUAAUUUAUAUAAUAUAAUAGAAAAUUUCCCUUUUUUUAAUAGUUCUAUGCUACCAUUAUAUUCUUCAUUCAAAUUUUUAAUAUAUAAUUGUGCUAUACAUUAUUAUAGGUCCAAAAAUAAGGAUAUGUAUAAAAAUAAAAAAAAACACCAUAGGAGGAAAAAAAAAAAAAAAAAAAAAAAUUAUAAUAAUAGUAAUAGUGAUAGUAAUAGUAAUAGUAAUAGUAAUAGUAAUAAAUAUGUGAAAAGUAUGAAAAAUUCACAAAAUACAAAUCCUAUCGAUUCCUGUUCUCCAUUAUAUUUUAAGAAUAUAUGUGAUAAAUGCAAGUUUAUUAAAAUUAAAAACUUUUGCGCUUUACUCUUUUUUAAUAUAUUAUUUAUUAUGAAGAGAAUUUUUUAUAAUUAUUACAUUAUGAUUAAUUUUAUUAUAACAUUAUUAAAUAAAAAUAUGUUUAUUAAAAGAAAUCAAGUCUAUCGUUUAAUUAAAAUGUAUUCAUCGUAUGAUCCCAUGGAAUCUAAUUAUUUAUUAAUCAAGCAGGGAGAUAACACAAAGGAAAGAUUAAAAAAAAAUUUGUCUAAAGAGGAUAUAUCGAAAAUGAAUUUGUUAGAAGUUAGUAACACUACAAAUAUAAUAGACACGAUGAAAAAGACAUAUAUUCAUUCAAAUAAUACUCUUGAGCUAGAUAAUAAUAUUUUAAAUAUAAAUAAUAUAUUAAAUGGUAAGAUAUCUACUACUAUGUUUGAUAAUAACAAAACAGAUGUAUUAUAUGAUCAUAUAUAUGAAAAUAAUAAUAUAGAUAAAUCUCAAAAUUAUAAUUAUUAUAAUAGAAAUAUAAUAAAAGAAACGGAAUGUAAUAAUAUGAAGAAAACAAAGGAAAUAUUUAUUAAUGAAUAUUUUAUAUAUAAAAUGUUUAAAAAACAAAUGACAAAAUAUAAGAAAUAUUUAAUAAAUGUGUUUACUAAUUUUUAUUAUUAUGCAAUAAUUGAAUUAAUGUAUAAUAAAUCUUUAUCUUUAGACAUAGAAAUAUUUUUUUCUAUUUAUAUUAUUAUAUUAGAAAGAAUUAACCAGAGUAUACUAAAUGUCAUUGAAAAUAUGGAAAACUAUAAGAAGAAAGGAAAUAUCGAAAAUGUACAUAAUACUAUAUUAACAUCUCAAUUCACAAAAAAAGAAUACCAUAUGCCAAUAUUUUUUUAUGAACAUAUUAAUGAGGAAGAGAACGAAAUAAUAUCUAAAGAUAGAACAAAUAUUAAAACAAAUAGUUUAUUACAAUAUAAUGAAGGUGUAUAUAAUAAUAGAAAUUUUAUUAUGAAAAAUAAAAGAAAAAAAGAAAUUACAUUAUUAUUUAAUAUUAUGAAUUGUUAUAACAAUUUUAAUAAUACGUUGCAUCUGAAAAAGGAAAACAAUCAGAUAAUCGAUAAUACAAAUUCGGUUAUUAAUGGAGAAUAUGAUAUUUUAAAAUUGUAUACAAAGGAAAGGAAUUAUCUGUACAAUAUAGAAAGUUGUCGAAAGAAAAAAAAUAUCUACAUGUAUAAUUUGUAUAAUAAUGACGAAAAUGAGACGAAUAAUCAGAAUUUAUUUUAUCAUUAUAUUGGAAGGAUAAUUGAUCGGGGUAGAUAUAUAAUAUUUGAGGAUAUGAAAAAAAAAAGAAAAAAAAAAAGAAAAAAAAAAAACGAACAAGAGAAAAAUAAAGAACACGAAAAGGAAAAAGAAAAAUAUCAAGAGCAACAGGAAGAACAUAAAGAAGAAGCCACAAGGGGUUGUUAUUUUUUUGUGUUCAAUCCAAAUGAUACGUCAAAUAUAAUAUUUCAUUCGUUAUUAUCGGAUGUAUAUAAGAAUAAAUUAAAAGUUAUAUAUGAAAAGGAGAGCAAAAAAAAAGGAGGUCUAAAAAUAAAGCAUACAAAUAAUAAAAUGAAGACGGAUUCAUAUGUUACUACGUAUGAUAAUAAUAAUAAUAAUGAUAAUAAUAAUAAUAAAAAUGAUAAUAGUAAUGGAAUUAAGAUGGAUGCAUAUCAUACUACGUAUGAUUAUAAUAAUAAUAAUAAAAUUAAGAUGGAUGCAUAUCAUACUACGUAUGAUAAUAAUAAUAAUAAUAUUUAUUUUUAUGACGAUGAUGAUAAUUUGAUUGUAAGGAGGAAAAGAAAUAUACACGAUUCAGAAAGCGAAAUAAAGAAUAUAUCCUUUAUUUUAGGUAAUACAUUAAAUUGUUAUAAUAUAAAUACAUAUAUUAAAAGAUGUAUUAAUAAUUUGUGUCUAAAUUUAAAAAAUGAUGAUAUCGAUUAUUAUAUUAAUUGUAAAAAUGAAGAUAUAUUAACCAUAAAUUUGAAUGAAACUAUAUGUGUGUACAUAUUCUUUCCCUUACAAUUUCAUUAUUUAAGAAAGUUGUUGUGUGAUAAAGAAGAAGAUUUUAUGAAAUCACUUAAGAAAAGUAAUUUCAUAAAUUUUGAUCAUAAAAAAAGACAUUUUGUUAAAACUUAUGAUGAUAGAUUUAUAAUAAAAGAAAUAAAUAAAUAUGAAUUUAAAUCUUUUAUUAAUAAAUAUAAAGAAUUCUUUCAAUAUUUUUCGGAUAUCGUUUUAAAAAACAAAAAAUCAUUAUUAUGUUAUAUGUACGGAUUAUAUCAAAUUGAAAUAAAAAAAAAAAAUAAAAAGAAUAUGAAAACAUAUAUUAUAUUAGAAAAUGUAAAAAUUGAAAAUCCAAAUUCUAAAAUUUUAAUAUUUGACAUUAAAGGAGCACGAAAAAAAAAAAACCUACAAAAGUUAAUAAAGCAAAAAAGAAAAACGAGUUUCCCAUUUUUCUUCUUUAGAAGAAAUGAAAGUUAUUCAUUAAAUACAUGUAAGAUAACAGAAGAUAAAUAUAUGUCAGAUGAUUGUUCUUCCAGUAUAUCUGAAAAUUUAAAGACCUUUAGAAAAUAUAUGAAUAGAGAGAAACAUUUAAAAGAUACUAUAUUACAAGAAAGAAAAGAUGAUGAAUGUAGCAUGAUAUAUAAUAAAAAUUCUUAUUUGGAGUUUUUAUCCUUAGAUAAUACAAAAGAAAUCAAGAAUAAAAUAUCUUCAAAUAUUAAGGAUAUGAGUGAUGAGUCUUUAUCCUUUAUACCAAAUUGUGAGUAUAACAAUUCGGAGGAUUAUGUUGUACAUUUAAUGGAAAAUAAUAAUAUAGGACAAAAAAAUGAGGAAAUACAAGAGGGAAUGCAGGAGAAAAUGAAAGAGGGAAUACAGGAGAAAAUACAAGAGGGAAUGCAGGAGAAAAUGAAAGAGGGAAUACAGGAGAAAAUACAAGAGGGAAUGCAGGAGAAAAUGAAAGAGGGAAUGCAGGAGAAAAUGCAAGAGGGAAUACAGGAGAAAAUACAAGAGGGAAUGCAGGAGAAAAUGCAAGAGGGUAUGCAGGAUAAAAUACAGGAUAAAAUACAGGAUAAAAUACAGGAUAAAAUACAGGAUACAAUACAGGAUACAAUACAGGAUACAAUACAGGAUACAAUACAGGAUAAAAUACAGGAUACAAUACAGGAUAAAAUACAGGAUAAAAUACAGGAUAAAAUACAGGAUAAAAUACAGGAUACAAUACAGGAUAAAAUACAGGAUAAAAUACAGGAUACAAUACAGGAUAAAAUACAGGAUAAAAUACAGGAUACAAUACAGGAUAAAAUACAGGAUAAAAUACAGGAUAAAAUACAGGAUAAAAUACAGGAUAAAAUACAGGAUACAAUACAGGAUACAAUACAGGAUAAAAUACAGGAUACAAUACAGGAUAAAAUACAGGAUAAAAUACAGGAUACAAUACAGGAUAAAAUACAGGAUACAAUACAGGAUAAAAUACAGGAUAAAAUACAGGAUAAAAUACAGGAUAAAAUACAGGAUAAAAUACAGAAUAAAAUACACCAUGAAAUAGAACAAUAUCAUAAUAUUAAUGUUAUAAAUGAGGAAGAAACUAAUAUAGAGAUACGUAAGGAUGAAAGAAGUCCGUGCAUUUUUAUCAAUCGAUUAAACAUGGAAGGGUUAGAAAGAAAGCCAAGAGAAGAUAUGAACACCAAAUAUAAAAAUGAUGACAUUAAUAAUAAUGAUGUUAAAGAUUAUGGAAAGGAUAAAAGUAAGAACAAAUUAUUAUCUAAUAAAAACAAAGUAAAACAAAUUAAUCAAGAAAAGAUUAAUAAAAUGUUUAAACGCAUAAGAAAAAAAAUAAUAAGAGGUAUCAUUAACGUUUGUACAAUUCCAAGAAUAAUAAGUCCCAUAAAAUUAUAUAAUUUCACAAUGAAAAACACACACAAACAUAAAAAGAAACAAAAAAAGAACAGCAAAUAUAUAUAUAUUUACAAAAAUAAUAAUAGGUUGAAACACGAUUUAUCCUAUCAUAUGGACAAUAAUCUGCAGAGAUGUAAAAAUGAAAAUGUGUUCAUAAAGGAAAUAUUAGAAGAUACGAAAAUGUACAUAUUAUUAAAUAGGAGUAUAUUUAAAAUGAUGAACAGGAAAAAGAUGUUAAGAGAGGAUUAUAGAAAUAAUCUGAGAAAUGUAUAUUUAUAUGGACCUAUGGUAUCCUUAGAAUAUUUAGUAACAAAAAGAUUUUGCUUGCAAAAUAAAAAUAAAAAUAUAAAAGAUAUGAAAGAUAUAUGUAUAAAUGAUACAAAUAAUAUGAUAAGCAAUAAUAAUAAAUAUAAAUCAGAAGAAGGAAAUGUUGAUAAUAAAAAAGAAAAUAUGGAUGAUAGUAUGUAUUAUUAUUAUUACUAUUAUCAUUCUUUUGUAGGUAAUGGUGUAGGUAAUAAUAUGAAUGUAGAUAAUAGUUCGAAUUCUAUUGAAAAAUAUAAUAAUCUUACCAUUGAUAAUUAUAAUGCUUUAAAAAAUUAUAAUGUUUUAUUUGAUGAUAACUUUAGGGAUUAUAUAAAAUCGAAGGUUAUAAAUUUAGAAUAUAAUGAUUAUAAAUAUUUAAUGGAUUCAUUAAAUGAAGACACGAAUUUUUUAUGUUCUCAAGAUAUUAUGGAUUAUUCUUUAUUGAUUCAUAUAGAUAUACAUAAUUAUGAGAUUAUUUUUAAAAUUAUAGAUUAUUUAAGACCAUAUACAUGGGAUAAAUCUGUAGAAAAUUUUAGCAAGAGUGUAUUAUAUUUAACCAAGGGAUAUCGACCCACAAUUAUUCAAUCAGAAUAUUAUAAAAAACGAUUUCUUAGUAAUAUAAAGAAAUAUGUAUUUUAUUAUGUUCCUAUAUAUUCAUUUAAAAAAAAAGUAGUAUUUAAAUUAUCUCGAGGACAAAAUAGAGAGUUUUCAAUAAUACAAUUGAAUAAGAAAAAUCCAUAUCAAAAAUAUUUUUCUUAUAAUUUAUUUAAUUUAAUAUUAAGAUAUUAUAAUAAUUUCUAUCUAUAUAAAAAAUAUUAUAUAUCAUCUACUAUAUCUUGUGAUUUGAAAUAUAAUCAAAAUUGGUAUUAUAUACCUAUAUCAAAAGAUAUAUAUUGUAAAAAGAAUAUAUACAUUUUUUUGAGUUAUUUUAUGAAAGAAUAUUAUAUACAAUAUAUUCAAAAUAACAAUAAAUAUCAACAUAAUCAUUUCAUGUUAACCAAUUUAAUAAAUAUUAUGAAAUCAACCAUAUAUGAAAAUGAUAUAAAGAGUAAUACACUUGAUAGUACAAAUAAAUAUGAGGAUAAAAUAAAAAAUAUUAUAGAAUGUAUAGAUAAAUUUGUAUAUAAAAAAGGAAAUCAUAUAAAUGAUCAUAUAUGCGGUGAUAUAUGUGAUGAUAUAUGUGAUGAUAUAUGUGAUGAUAUAUGUGAUGAUAUAUGUGGUGAUAUAUGUGAUGAUAUAUGUGGUGAAAUAUGUUUAAAUAAUAAUCAAAAGGAUAGGAAAGAACAUUUUUAUGAUCUAAUUAUACCAUACUCUUCUCAGGAACAGUACAACAAUAUAUAUGAUAUUAAUAAUAAAAAUAUGGAAAUAUUAUAUCCAUAUUAUAAUAACCAUUACGUUGAAAAACAUUCAAAAUUAGGACCAUAUAUUAUUUUGAACACUGACUCAUAUUUUUAUAAUCAAAAAUAUUAUAAAAAAAUGAAAAGACAAUUUUAUAAGAGGAUAUGUGAUCUCCAAAUAAGUAUAUUAAAAAAAUUACAAAAAAAUAAAUUUCACAUGGAAAAAAAUAUAUCCUAUUAUAUACAAAAUAAUGUAUAUAUAGAAAUGACAAAUGUUGAUAUAAAUUAUACAAACAUGAAUUUCUUGGAUGUAUUCAAUCUUUAUAAUAUAUGUGAAAAAGAGAAAAAUGAUCAUUUUUGCAAGAGAAAAAGUAAAAGCAAACGACGAACGAACACGUACAUGUAUGUACCUUCAUAUUUUUUAUUUUCUCUACAUAAAAGUUGA
Messenger RNA from Plasmodium falciparum 3D7, 9657 nucleotides. RefSeq lists its product as uncharacterized. Gene Ontology annotation, molecular function: transferase activity; phosphatidylinositol kinase activity; ATP binding. NCBI's taxonomy places the organism in Eukaryota, Apicomplexa, Aconoidasida, Haemosporida, Plasmodiidae. The record is from RefSeq and is a predicted model, not a curated record. Gene Ontology annotation, biological process: phosphatidylinositol metabolic process.